AUGCUGCUUGUAAAAUUCUAUUAUUUUAUUGUGGCGCUCAAGGAUGUUUCGGUUAGGAUACCGCAGGCGGUUAAACGUGGCAGCAACGCCUUGUUCACUUGUAAUUAUGAUAUGGAAAACGAUACGCUUUAUUCGGUUAAAUGGUAUAAAGGCAAGCGUGAGUUUUAUCGCUACACACCCAAAGAGAAUCCGGCAAUGAAAGUGUUUGCCAUGACAAGUGGCCUCAAUGUUGAGCGCAACCUCUCGAAUCAAAGUCAUGUCGUGCUGCAGUCGGUGCCGCUGAAUAUUUCGGGCAAAUUUACAUGCGAAAUAUCUGUGGAGGCGCCCACAUUUCAAACAGCUAUGGUCUCCGGCGAAAUGGAGGUGGUGGAGUUACCGGAAGAGCACACAGUGGUUACCGGCAUACAGGCACGUUAUCGCAUUGGCGAUUUGGUCGACGGCAAUUGCUCAAUUAAAUACUCGAAACCGGCUGCUAAUUUGACAUGGACUAUUAAUGGUAUUGUGGUGCCACCGCAUCACAUCAAGACUUAUCAGAUUGAGAAACAAGAGAAUAGCACACUGGAAUCGGUGACAAGUGCCAUACACUUUAUGGUAACCACACAGCAUUUUCUCAAGGGUCAAAUGAGGCUGAAAUGCACGGCCAACAUAUUUGACAUAUUUAAAGAGGAAAUCGAGAGCAUUAUCGAAGAGGAUCGACCCAGAAUUAUGGCCUCGGGCCGAUCAUAUGAUAUCAACAAUUACCCAAUGGAAGAUCAUGGCAACAGGCAUGGCGAUCGGGAGCGGGGCGGCUAUGAGGAGCAUAAUGAGUCAUAUCUGACCUACUCAUCGACGGAUAACGGUGCGUCGGGCGCUUCGAGCGCUGCUCAGGCAAUCUUUUGGCGCGUUUGGUUAUUGAAGCUUAUGGAGGCGUUGCCAUUGCAGCACAUGGCAAAGCUGCACCGACACAUCAACAGGCAUCUGGCAAAGUGGGCGUGUCACUUUGAUGCGUACACCGCAUGGCUAAGCGUUGCACUCGCGCUGCCGCCCCUCUGCUGGCUGUGGAUGCGCCAUCAAAUUAACAACUGUCAAUAUGCCAGCGACAGUGCAGCGACGCAACAGACGGCUAGCGACGGCGACGGUGGCAGAGAUGGCAGCAACGAUGGUGACGGCGACGGCGACGGCGAAGUUGCCAAUGUGACAAUGUCAAAGACAGCGCCGAGUGAGAGCGACAAAUGCUUUUAUAAUUGUCAAAUGGCAUUGGCAACACUUUUGCAACGCAAUAAUGAUGAUUACGACGUUGAUGAUGAUGAUGAUGAUAUUGACGAUAUUGCUAACGCUGAUGUUGCUGCUACUGAUGAUGAUGAUGAUGAUGAUGAUGGCAAUUCUGGCGUUGAUUUAACUGCAGCUGCAGACCGAGCAACACUAAAGCGCCAACAUCAACAGCUGUCAGCGACACUUGCUAAAGUGGGCGCGGCCUCGCAGCCGGAUCAACGAUUAUUGAUGACAUGCCCAAAGCUAGCAGCGGCAGCGCCAUGCUGAUGCUAAAUUGAUGAUGAAAUGCAUUUCGAAAAGUAGCUUAAGGUGCUGCCAUGCGAACGAAUGGGCACAUUUCUCUUAACCAUAUUUGUUUCUUUCUCUUAUUUGUUUUUACACGCGCAAUAAUUAAUGUCACAAGCGGCAAACAGCAAAGCAAAACAAAAAUAAAAAAGGAAAUUUACAGUUCGCCCUGGCUAAAACGCACUUAAGACGUUGUGAAGCCAAUUUCGGGAGAAGCAAAACAAAGAAAAGCAAAGAGAAGCUUAAGUAUAUUAUAGUAUA
This is a messenger RNA of Drosophila arizonae, 1797 nucleotides long. RefSeq names its product beaten path Ic (gene beat-Ic). The record is from RefSeq and is a predicted model, not a curated record. Lineage: Eukaryota; Metazoa; Arthropoda; Insecta; Diptera; Drosophilidae. Gene Ontology annotation, biological process: motor neuron axon guidance.